Molecule: messenger RNA, 4652 nt
Organism: Plutella xylostella (diamondback moth)
Lineage: Eukaryota; Metazoa; Arthropoda; Insecta; Lepidoptera; Plutellidae
Gene: DCTN1-p150
Product: dynactin subunit 1
Source: RefSeq, a predicted model, not a curated record
AUUUGACAUUUGAUUGUCGAUUUUGUGUUUUGUACAUUUUUGUGCAUUGCGGAUUUAAAAAUACUAUUUUUGUUUGUAUAUUUACGUAGCAAUAUAAUUAUACAUUGAAUUAAACUAUGCGUCUUAACGUUUAGAUGACCUGGUUCUUUAGCAGUCAAAUAUUACUCUAUUUCAAUCGCUUUUAAGAGUAGCCAACCUGUCUGAAGAUGUCUGAAAAGGCUUUGUCCCUGGGCCAGAGGGUGAAAGUGAUCGGGAAAGACGUAAAAGGCUCUGUGGCGUACGUGGGACACCCCACAUUUGCAACUGGCAAAUGGAUUGGCGUGAUCCUCGACGAGGCGAAAGGCAAGAACAACGGGACUGUCCGUGGCCAUGCGUACUUUACGUGCGAGGAGAACUAUGGAGUGUUUGUCAGGCAGACUCAGAUCCAGCUUCUGGAUGGCGAGGACAACCCAAUGGAGACCUCCAUGACCGCCUCCACAGAGGAGCCCAAGACCUCGCGGAGGCUCAGCAGUAUAACUGUGGCGCAGAAAUCUAGGCCAACGACGGUGCGGCGCAAGGCGUCGCCGGCGCAGACGAAGAGCGGCAACGUGUCCAUGUCGAGCUCGAGGACUUCGCUGGCGAGCAGCCGUCAGUCGCUGACGUCCUACGCCUCCCCCACGGCGGAGAGGGCCGGUGAGGGGGACAGCAACACGGGCAAGCGGGCUGCUUUUGUUGAGACAAACUUCGUGGAGACCCUGACCCCGCAGUACACGGCGGGCGCCAGCAUCACGGGCCCCGCGCCGCAUGAGGACAGGAUCGCUCUGCUGCAGACUCAACAGGAGAAUGUGACCCUGAAGGCUGAAGUGGAGGACCUGAAGGAGAAGCUGGAGACCAUCAAGGUGAAGCGCGCCGAGGACCGGGACAAGCUGAAGGAACUGGAGCGAGUGAGGUUACAGCUGGAGCAGGCCAACGAGUUCAAGGCCAAGAUCAUGGAGUCGCAGGCGCAGCUGCAGAGAGACUUGCAGAGGGCCAAGAAAGAGGUCCGAGACGCUCAAGAAGCCCUCGAAGCUCAUAACGACGAGACGGCGGACCUGCAGGAGGCGGCGGAGAUGGCCGCGCUCGACAAGGAGAUGGCCGAGGAGCGGGCCGAGGCUCUGCAGAUGGAGCUGGAGCAGUGCCGCGAGAAGCUGGAGGAGGCCACGCUGGACCUGCAGCUCAUGAAGGCCGAGAUGGAGGCCGGCGGGAACAUACAGCACCCCUACGCCUCCUCCGACGCGGGGGCUACGGGCUACGAGCUGCGCCAGCUGCAGCAGCAGAACUGCCGGCUGCGCGACACGCUGGUGCGGCUGCGGGACCUGUCCGCGCACGAUAAACACGCCAUGCAGAAGAUGCAGAAGGAUCUGGAGCAGUGCAGGUCUGAGGUGGCGGAGCUGAGCCGCACUAAAGAGAAGCUGUCAUCCAGGGUGGAGGAACUGGAAGCACAGGUGGCAGAUCUGCAGGAACAGGUGGACGCGGCUCUCGGAGCCGAGGAGAUGGUGGAACAGCUGGCUGAUAAGAAGAUGGCCUUGGAAGACCAGGUGGAACAACUGAAGCAAGACGUGACCGAACUCGAAGCCCUUCAGGAGAUCCACGAACAGCUGGUGGAGUCCAGCAGAGAGCUGGAGGUGGACCUGCGCGAGGAGCUGGAGCUGGCCCACGCCGGCACCAGGGAGGCAAUGCGCGAGCGCGAGGCCGCGUUCGAGACCAUCAUGGACCGGGACGCCACCAUCCUGAAGUUCAGAGAACUAGUGCAGCGGAUGACGGAGCAGCAGCACGAGUUGAGGACCAGGCUGGAGUCCAAGCAAGGCUCCCCCGCCCCAUCAGAACAAGAGUCCACUCCAGAGCCGGUACAGCUGACGUCACUAGCGGCGCCCCCCGGGCCGGCGGCGCUCGGCGGGGCGUGGGGCACCCGGUCCAUUGAUCUGCAGCUUAGAGCGCUUGAUUUGGCUCAGGCCAAAGCACGUGCGGACAUGUUGGCCGAGUGCCUGCCCGAUUCCUUCAUGGAUACUGCCGGCGACCACGACGCCAUCAUGCUGAUCCUGCUGCUGCAGCGACUGAGCACCAAGACCGACAUCAUCCUGGGACAGAUCCGGGAGAGAUUCCCAGCAGUGAACGUGUGGGACCGCGAGACGCUGACGAAGACGCACACCGCCACGCAGUACAGCUUCCGCUGCCAGCUCGAGUACCACCUGCACAUGAUACAGUGCACAGUAUCAAUCUGGACCUACGCCCUGGAGCGCUGCCCGCCGCCCGCGCUGCUCCGCGCCGCCGCCGCGCUGCCAGACGCGCUGGCGCAGGAGCGCGCGCUGGACAAGGCGCUGCACGACUUGAAGACCCACGAGCUGGACGAGAACUGCCAGCUAGACGGUAUAGAACGUGUCUGGACGUACCUCUCAGCCAUGUGGUCGGCGCUCGGCAUGUCAACAGACGCGGGCGGGGCCAGCGAGACGCGGGACGUGCUCACGCACGCGUGUCACGCGUUGGACGCGCUAGCACGCGCGCUGCACGCGGAUGCGCGCGCGCUGGAUUUGAUUAUGCAGCCAUCAGACCAGCCGCUAGAGCUGGGCCAGCUGCACGCGGCUAUCACGGCGGCGGCGGAGACGCUGCAGCAGCAGCUGAAGGGCGUCCGACGCCGGCUGCCGCCCGCGCCGCCGAUACCGCUGCCGGUUGAUGCUCAGCUAGUAGAACGCCUCCGCGGCGACUGCGCCACUUCCCUCUCCCGCUGCGCGCGCUGCGCGUCCCUCACCGCGCGCGCCGCCGCCGCCGCCGCCGCCACCGCCGGCGAGCGCGGCGACCCGGCCGCGCUGCAGCACAGUCAGCUGCUGACGCUGUGGAGUACCGCUAGCGAUAAGGUGUACCAACAGGAUGACCACGGGCCAGUGCGCACGGUCAAGCACGCGCUGUCACAGGUCGCCGCGGAGGUCACCAAACUGGCGACCUUCGCACAGGAGCGGGAGUACGACAUGAUGUCGUUAGCUAAUGUUGUUGAGGAGAAGCCGACCCCGCCCGUGGUUUUACGCGCGCAGAUGGUCAAGAAGCAGCUGGAGGAGACCAAGACGCUGACCAUCAAGCUGGAGAGCCGGGAGGCGGACAUCAAGGAGCUGAGGAAGGCUUUCAAGGCAACAAAAGAGGAGCUCUCCGAGAUGCAGAUCCGUCGCGACCUCGGCGAGCGCAAGCUGGCGGCCACCGCGCGCGACGCCGAACUGCGAGCCGAGCAGCUGCAGAGGAAGCUGGAGGACGCCACCAACCAGCUCAAGAGAAAAGAGAAGGAGUUCGAAGAGACCAUGGACCACCUACAGCAAGACAUAGAUUCUCUGGAGAGCGAGCGUGGCGCUCUACGGGAUAAGCUCAAACUAUACGCCAAGCGCGGGACAGGCGGCCAUCACGCAGUGCCGGCGGCGGUCAUCGGUCGCGAGUUGACACCGGUGGCGUCGCCCACACCCCCAGCGCCGAAAGAAGUGGCCUACGAGACUCCGGUGAAGGUGGCUCCAGGAGUGGCCGCGGGGGAGGUCAACGAGGCUUUGCAGCACCAGAUCAAGAUACUGAGCUGGACGGUGGACCGUGAGCGCGCGGCGCGCGUGGCGGCCACGCGGCGCUCGGAGCGGUGCGCGCUGCGCUCCCUGCGCCCGCUGUCGCACAGCAGCGCGCCCAGCCAGCUGGCCCGACGCGCCGCUGCGGCUGAGCUGCAGAGGGACCUGGAUAAGCUUCAUACGGAAUGGACACUAUUCGUGGCUCGCUCCGGGUUGGUGCAGUUCCCGGACGACCCGGCCAAGUACGGCAGCGCGCUGCGGCGACACAAGGAGAAGCAGCGGGAGAUACGACUGCAGUUGGAGGAGCGGCUAGCAGCGCUACAAGCAGCGGUGAAAGCGCAGCUGCUGCUGCAGCGGCCGUGGCGCGCCGUGGACGCGGCGCUCGCGCAGUUCCCGCAGCCGGACCUCACCAAGGCGUUAUCAUCGAAGGCGCUGGACGUGGGCACGAUCCAGUACCCGGCCGACGCCGCGACGGACGACACCGUCUACGUGACUCCCGCGCAACUCGCCAAACUGAAAGAGUUAGUGGCCGAGCUGCAGUCGGAUGACGUGAAGUUGGACCUUAUACCGCUCGACAACGAAGUCUGUGCCGCUUAGAACAGCCUGUGUAAGCAAAAAGGUAUGAGAAAUUUAGAAAAAAGUUUAUAUUAGGUCUCGAUAUAUCAACUAAAGCACUGUGUAAAAUGCCUACCUUUUGUCAGGUAUUAGAGUUGCGAGAGAAAUGUUAUACUUACUUAAAUAAGUUAGAAACUCGGUGAUCGCGUUUUUAUUGACGAGAUUAUAAAAGACAUAGAUAUGCGUGAUAUCUUGACAUUUGUAACUGUAGCUCUUCAAAUUUGUCCUAACUAUUAACAAGAACUAGAUCGACAUACAUUUUAAAAUGCAAUAAAAUAAUAUGUAGGAUUUAUUAUUCCUUUUUAGCUAUUUAUAAUUUUCGCAUAUUAAUCUCAUUUAAAUUCUUUCCACAUACAUAACAGUGUAUGUACGGAAGAUCGCAUCUAAAAAAUACAUAAGUACAUAAUUGGUUAUCAUGUCUCGUUUAUUUACAUACGGGUAAAUAGAUCGAUAAAUAUGAUGGUUAAAUAAAAUUUCAUUUCAUACAAA